Antechinus flavipes (yellow-footed antechinus) is the source of this 652-nucleotide messenger RNA. It is a transcript of the gene FXYD3, whose product is annotated as FXYD domain containing ion transport regulator 3. Gene Ontology annotation, biological process: regulation of sodium ion transmembrane transporter activity. Bases 131 to 358 code for a protein of 75 amino acids. The transcript has 7 exons. Gene Ontology annotation, cellular component: membrane. The record is from RefSeq and is a predicted model, not a curated record. Gene Ontology annotation, molecular function: sodium channel regulator activity. NCBI's taxonomy places the organism in Eukaryota, Metazoa, Chordata, Mammalia, Dasyuromorphia, Dasyuridae.
CCUGGAUUUGCCCAGGGCGUGUCUGUUCUCUAUAAAGAGGCUGGGUCUGGCCCAGCUACAGCAGCUUCGGUGCCUUCUUGCCUUCCCAGCUCUGUCCUGCCAUCCAGGGUCCAACCCACUGAACUCCAAGAUGCAAGGGAUAAUGGUGGGCAUUCUACUCCUGAUGGCGGCUCUGCCUGUCCUGGAAGCUAAUGACCCAUUUGAUAAGGACAGCCCUUUCUAUUAUGACUAUCACAGUCUACGUGUGGGGGGCUUGAUCUGCGCUGGCAUCCUGUGCGCUGCCGGUAUCAUCGUUGUCAUGAGUGGCAGAUGCAAAUGCAAAUUCGGCCAGAAACACAAGCCCGGCAGUAACUGCUGAGUUGCCCCAGCCUCCCUGACCCUGCAGAGCUCUUUUUUGUUCUUUUCCCCUGACCUCACCUGUACAUCACCUACGAUUUUGUACUCCUGACAACCACUGACCCGGCAUCUCUCUGGGGACCCUGGUCCCAGGUGGACAUUUUUUUUUACAUGUAUUUUUGAAUUAAGCCAUUCUAAACUCUUCAAGAUGUCUAGUGAGAGGGAGAACAGCGUGGAUGGGGGCGGAAAGGGUUGAAACCUAGGCUGUAGAAGAGCCCUUUUUGUUCAGGUUCACAUAAACUCCUCCUCUCUUAAA